CUGUUGAUCAUCCUGUAGCUGGUCCAUACACUGUUGGAGGUGAACUGUCUCCUUCAGGAAUAAUGGUGACUGGACCAGAUAGUCUGUAUGUGACUCUGCUGAUUCUCCUCCACAGUUUAACCUCUGAAUCUGUGAAGUUUGAAGUUCGUGGUCCAAAUGAACCCAUUGUUGCUGUGGCUGGUGAUGACAUCAUUCUACCCUGUUACCUCAAACCCAACAUCAGUGUUGAGGACAUGACAGUGGACUGGCUGAACCUGGACUUCAUAGAUGAACAUGUCUAUCGAUACCAAAAUGGAAGUAUCAUAGAAGAGAAUCUGAUUCCCUCCUACAGUGGAAGAACAUCACUGUUUAAAGAGGAACUGUGGAGGGGAAACACCUCUUUAAAACUGACCAGGGUACAAGGGACUGAUGAGGGACGUUACAAAUGCUUUAUUAAAUCACAGAACUGGUAUGACGAUGUUACUAUUCAAGUCUUUGUUAAAGCUGUAGGGUCCAGACCAGUGGUGUCCAUUGAAGGACACAGAGAGGGAGGGAUGGGUCUGGUGUGUCAAUCUGAAGGCUGGCACCCUGAACCCGAUCUGGUGUGGCUGGACAGUAAAGGAGUCAGUCUCUCUGCUGGACCUCCUGAGACACACAGAGACUUAAAGGGAUUCUACACAGUCAAACAACAUGUCAUUGUCCAGGAGACUGACACCAACCUCUUUACCUGUAGAGUCCUACAGGAACAGAUCAAUGAGAUAUCAGAGACAGAGGUUCACAUCCCCAGUGAGCUGUUUGAUUACACAACUCCAUGGAGACGGUCCUUCAUUGUGUCAUUGUCUUUGGGAGUCAUCACUGUGCUUGGGUUAGCUCUGACUGUCUACUGGUUAUGUAAAAAUAAAGAAAAACAGAGAUCUGUGCUGGAAAAUCAGAGAUCUGUGCUUGAAAAACAGACAUCUGUGCUGGAUGACCUGUGGAAAGGGACUGUGUACCUAUGGAAGGGAAAUGACAGGACAGUUGACCUACCAAACCUUGAUGAACUCAGGAAGUACGUUUUUAAAGCCAUCAGAAGACAUGCAGUGGAUGUGACUCUAGACCCUGAUACUGCACAUCCACAUCUCAUCCUGUCUGAUGACGGGAAACAAGUGAGACUUGGAGACACCAAACAGGAUCUCCCUGACAACCCAAAGAGGUUUAAUAGUUCUCUCUGUGUCCUGGGUAAGGAGGGUUUCUCCUCAGGGAGAUUCUACUAUGAGGUUCAGGUGAAGGGAAAGACUGCAUGGGUUUUAGGAGUGGUCAGAGAGUCAGUCAACAGGAAGAAGGGGGCAAUUACAGAGAGUCCUGAGUCUGGAUUCUGGACUGUGAAUCUGUGUGAUGGAGUGUAUCAGGCUCUCACUGACCCCCGUAUCAUCCUCCCCCUGAGAGAGGAGCCCCAGAAGGUGGGGGUGUUUGUGGAUUAUGAGGAGGGACAGGUCUCCUUCUUCAAUGUGGAGGCCAGGUGUCACAUCUACUCUUUCAGUGACCAAACUUUCACAGAGAAACUAUAUCCUUUCUUCCAUCCUAAUGAAUCAGACCCACUGGUCAUCUGUCCUGUAGAUGUAACUGACUGACUGUUUUAAAUCAGACAACCAGAAAUCCAGAAUGGAGAACAGUUGGCAAGGAUAUGAAAUAUCAGAACAUUUAUGUGAGACCGUUGAUGUUUCUAGUAUCCAUACUAUGUGAUUUGUGUAGAAUUAUAUGAAUGUAUGUUUCAUAGGAAGUUAAAUGUGUCUAGAUAAUGAGAACAACAGAAACAUCUGUGUUUAGAUUCUCUCUCAGUAGGUCACUCUGCCAACCCCAUUAAUGUGAAAUGUUUACUUUGACCAUUUAACAUGGGGGUACUUUGGGGAGUUUAGUGGAAAUAAUAUCUGUGUCAGGUAGACACCCCCUUCAAUGUAUUUACCAGCUAGCAACCAUCUUUACACUGAUAUUGAUUUGAACAGCCAAGAGGAAACACUUACUGUGAUACUUUCAAUAAAAUGUGAAUUCU
Molecule: messenger RNA, 2008 nt
Organism: Esox lucius (northern pike)
Lineage: Eukaryota; Metazoa; Chordata; Actinopteri; Esociformes; Esocidae
Product: butyrophilin subfamily 1 member A1-like
Exons: 14
Coding region: 63-1589 (508 amino acids)
Molecular function (GO): protein binding
Source: RefSeq, a predicted model, not a curated record